Alternaria arborescens is the source of this 699-nucleotide messenger RNA. RefSeq lists its product as hypothetical. Lineage: Eukaryota; Fungi; Ascomycota; Dothideomycetes; Pleosporales; Pleosporaceae. The annotation marks the transcript as partial. The transcript has a single exon. The record is from RefSeq and is a predicted model, not a curated record.
AUGAGCGACACGGCCACGCCGCCUUCAGUUCUCGACAGCAGCCCCGCCGCGACUGCCGUUGACUUGCCAGCGAAGACACCGCCGAACCCACCACCGACGACCACCUCGUCAUCACCCUCCUCACCCAAACCGCUUAGGCACAUUCCUGCCCACAUUGAAAGUACUACCAAGCUUGCGAGAAAUGUAUCCCCAGGCCUCCUGGCACGCAUGAAAUUUCUCAACCAGAUCAACGACAACAACAACAAGAGUGCUGUUGACGUCGGCCGCAUCGAAGAAGACCGCCUGCGCCGUCUGGACGAGUUCCGCAAAGCCCGCAGCCUCGAGAUUGAGCGCCGCGGCACCGCCUGGAGUGGAAAGCAAGCUGGUCAGGGUCCACCACUGGUGGGUGCUGCAGCACAAACGCCGCUCGUGCCCCAGUCAACGGGCGAGAGCGUCCCGACGCUGGUCAUGGAGCCCGACUUCGACAGCGACCACAGCAGCGUCGUCUCCACCAGCGACAAAGUCCUCCCGUCCGAAUCCGAGGCCGAGAUCGAGCUUGACAUGCAGAAGUACCGCCUGCCCGAUGUCACCAAGCCAGAGAAGGCCCUCAGCGGUACCAUCACCGCUGCUGAGCCCGAGCCCACACCACCGGCCGCACCUCCCCAGAUAGAACCAGAGCCCAUCGCGCCUGUCGAAACAGAGCCCGCCGCACCCCCACCC